Doryrhamphus excisus (bluestripe pipefish) is the source of this 861-nucleotide messenger RNA. The record is from RefSeq and is a predicted model, not a curated record. NCBI's taxonomy places the organism in Eukaryota, Metazoa, Chordata, Actinopteri, Syngnathiformes, Syngnathidae.
CUUCUUCCUUUUCCUCUCAAUUUACAAGUUCGCCCGCAGGCAGCGUUUUCUCACUUCAUCGGAAUAACACAACAGAAGGAUGUCUACUCUCAACAGAAAGAUUAUUAAUACCCCAUCUGCACCUGCGGCAAUUGGUCCAUACAGAGGCGGGUCUACUCACUGGACAAUGACCCCUCAUAUAAGCAGUGACUUUUAGAAGACAGGCAGCAAAGUCCAAAACACUCUUUUGACGAACAACUGGUGAUUCAGAAUGGCAACAAUUCGUCGGCAGAUUACGUACACAGCCAAAGCGCCAGUCAGGCAAGGAAUAUACAGUCAGGCGGUGCUUGUGGACAGAACCUUGUACAUCUCUGGUCAGCUGGGGAUGGACGUGGCGUCUGGUCAGCUGGUCGAUGGAGGGGUGCAGGCUCAGGCCAAACAGGCUUUGGUCAACAUGGGGGAGAUUCUGAAAGCGUCUGGCUGCGACUACAGCAAUGUGGUGAAGACGACUGUGCUGCUUGCAGACAUUAACGACUUCAACAGCGUCAAUGAAGUGUACAAGACAUUUUUCAGCAGCCAAUUCCCUGCCAGAGCCGCCUAUCAAGUGGCAGCGCUCCCCCGAGGCGGUCUGGUGGAAAUCGAGGCGGUGGCGGUCCUUGGCCCUCUCGCCGAUUCCUGACUAGCCGGAAAAAUCACUAACAAGUUAUAGCACAACUAUCAAGAUUAGAAUUUAUUUCCACACAUUUUCUAAUGUGUGCCUGUUAAACCAUUUGACUACUGGCCUUUGACUAUAAAUCCCCAAUGAAGAGAUCGGCACUUAUGGUCCAAUGAUCAAUCAACACUGUAAUGUGAAGAUGUUAAAUAAACAACCUCAACUGCAAA